AUGGCUGAACAACAAGAAUACCGUAAUGUAGCUCCAAGAAUAUGGCAAGAAUGUGCCGGAAGUUCUUUCACAGUUCCCAAACUCCAUUCUAAAGUUUAUUAUUUUCCUUUUGGUCAUUUAGAACACUCUCCUGUAACCCCUACCGCUCAAACACUCUCCCUCCUCCGCCCAUUCAUUCUUUGCACGGUCUCUUGUGUUGAUUUUCUUGCACAUUCUGAAACUGAUCAAAUCUGUGCAAAACUACUCCUCACUCCCGUUGUUCUUCCCGUCGAGGCUACCAACGAAGGUGAUGAUCAUGUUGUUCUUCCCGUCGAGGCUACCAACGAAGGUGAUGAUCAUGUUGUUCUUCCCGUCGAGGCUACCAACGAAGGUGAUGAUCACGUUGUUUCCUGUGCCAAGACUCUGUCUAAUUCUGAUGCUAACAAUGGAGGUGCAUUCUCCGUGCCUCGAGCAUGCGCCAAAUCCAUCUUCCCGCCGCUUGACUUGACAACUCCGUUGCCGUCUCAAGAACUCUCCGUCACAGAUGUUUGCGGUGUUGUAUGGACCUUUCGCCAUGUCUAUCGCGGGAAUCCCAAGCGAUUCCUGUUCACCACCGGCUGGAGUGCAUUUGUGGACAAGAAGCAACUCGUCUGCGGGGAUACCCUUGUUUUCAUUAAAAACUCAGCUGUAAAUAUAUUUGUUGGAAUCCGUCGGAAAAAUAUGUUUGCGGCGGCUAAUAAAAUAGCAGAAAAGACAGUUAUUAAUGCAAUAGAAUUGGCUGGGAAGAACACACCAUUUGAGGUUGUGUGUUAUCCGAGGGUUGAUGAUUCUGAUUUUGUGGUGGGAGAUAAAGUUGUGGAGGAUGCAAUGAAGAUUCAUUGGUAUCCUGGAAUGAGAGUUACACGCACAGUGAAGAAUGAGAAUUCUUCAAAGGGAUGCACAACUCUUCAUGGGACAAUAUCUGCAAUUUCCCAUUCUUCAACUAAUCCAUGGCGCAUGCUACUGGUUGAAUGGAAUGAAUUCGACAUCUCGGAGAAACUAAAGCAUGUAAGUCCGUGGCAGGUAGAACCUGAUUUUAGCAUACCUCAAGAGCUUCAACUAUUCGCCCCAAUAAAACGGCUAAGAACUGCUCGAGAGUCUACCUUAUUAACUGAUAAGGAAAGAGUUGUUUCUCCUAUUUCAAUGGAACCCUUGCACCAAACACCAUUGAAUUUUGAUUUCAGACAAAAUCCUUUGAAAGAUACUUCACUUGACAAAAGUUCAAUGGAAGGGUCUAAUAAUGUGUCAAUUCAGCUAAGCAUUACAAAUCAUAAAUCUCAUGACCAUAAUAUUUUCAACUCUUCUGGUAUCCGCAACUCCAACACUGAAGAAGUUAGGCCUGAUUAUAUAAAAUUAUUUGGUCAGAUCGUCCGGCCCUCUAAAAAUAGUAUUGACUUUUAUGAGAAGCUGAUGGUUGUGAGAAGCGAAAAUGAAGUUGAAGAUCCGGUCAAAUCUGUUGAGAAAAAAUAG
Messenger RNA from Lathyrus sativus (Indian pea), 1488 nucleotides. NCBI's taxonomy places the organism in Eukaryota, Viridiplantae, Streptophyta, Magnoliopsida, Fabales, Fabaceae. The record is from the annotation of a GenBank genome assembly.